GCCCUUCCUACAUCUACUGAAUGACAGUUGUUGAAAUGGUGUAGAGGUUGAAAUUGCAGGAAAGCAUUCAGUUUGCUAAAAAUAGGUAUUUUGGAGAGAGAAAAAAGGAAUCACAGUCUUUAUGAAAAGCACAUUGUGAAUUUAUUGUUGUUACUCUUCUUUGUCCAGAGAAGGUUGAGGUAGUCUGCUUGUCACUCACAGGACUACAUGGAACUCUGCUGAUCAGGCUGUUACUCACACUUGUCGUCAUGUUGGCAGAAGGCAUCUUAACUAGACUAACAUAUAAAGAAAGCUGUCAUCAAGAUAAGCCUCGCAAAUCUCAUGCAUCCAGAAAGGAUAAAGAGGGAAUCUGGAGACAGAAACUUGUAGACAACCCACAAAUCAGAGGCUUUGAUGAUGGACAUGAGAAGCAGGGUGAGAUAUCUGCUGGAAGCAACAGAAUGGAACACAGGAGCAAUCCUCAUUGGAGAUCUGCAGAACAGGAACCUGCAAAGGAACAGAAAGCACUUGUUAAAGGAACUGUGUCACCAGCUUUACAUAUCCCCGGAAGAGAACAGGAUACUGAUCAGGUGGAUUUGUACAGGUCCUGGUUGUGCAACAGCAUCUACCAAAACUACCCUGACCUUCAUAUUGGGGGAGACCGUGUGGGGGACCACAUGUGUGAUUCGGGUUGUGUUUUGGACCAUGCAUGGGAUGAGCUUCCCGAUGGCCCUGUUUUACUGUCUGUAGAUAUCCCUUUAGGUCAGUCCCUUCCAUGUGAGCAUCCUGAGAAACCAAGCGUGAACUCCCUGUGUGGAGAUGAAGGUGGGGAAAGGAGUAUUGUGCUCUGUAAGGAGCCCCUUUCAAACUCCGCGCUCAACAGGUACAUGGAAGCAAAAGUGGCAGAGCUCUAUAAAGAGGUCUUUGAAGAAAACCUGACCAGAUGUGGUUCUGUAACAAACCUCCUCACCUGCAGCUGGAUAAGGAAUAACCUGACUCAGAUAAGCUUUCAGCUAUCACAGGAGCAGAAUAUAGAAACAUCCAAAGCCAGAGAAGUGAUCUUACACUCUUUAGCUUUGUUUAGUUUGUGUAACACUACCAAUAGGAAUAGCUCUGAUUUCAGUACACCAAACCUACAAAUCUCAAACCCAGCAUGCAUGAGAAAGAGCUGCAAGACGCAGUUUACAUCAUGACUGAUCAACUUAGCUGGAGCGAUGCAUAUGGUUUGCAUGCAAGUAUUUCACUCCAAGGAUUAGGUUGGGAAAUCAGAACAUUUACACACUACAGACUUUUUCAGAUGAACAUGUUAAGGCUGGAACCAUACUUUGUUAGCAGAGGAAGUAAAGGUCAUUGUUUUAAUCCUAAUAUAGAAUUUGGAAUUAAUUUCUCUCUAAAAUACUAGUGAACCAUAUCUUUAUACUAUGUCCUCCUAAGACUCUGUAUGAGUAGUCACAUACCAUUGGAUUUACUCCUGAAAGAAAGAAAAAUCAAUUGAAACAUGGCUGAUAAACUUCCCUCUAAGAGACUGUGAAAGAAUCAGGUUGUCUUUGCUAGG
Messenger RNA from Melopsittacus undulatus (budgerigar), 1534 nucleotides. Its product is annotated as protein CXorf21 homolog. The record is from RefSeq and is a predicted model, not a curated record. Gene Ontology annotation, biological process: regulation of toll-like receptor signaling pathway. The coding region runs from base 249 to 1172 and encodes 307 amino acids. The transcript has a single exon. NCBI's taxonomy places the organism in Eukaryota, Metazoa, Chordata, Aves, Psittaciformes, Psittaculidae.